Molecule: messenger RNA, 3698 nt
Organism: Condylostylus longicornis
Lineage: Eukaryota; Metazoa; Arthropoda; Insecta; Diptera; Dolichopodidae
Gene: Hem
Product: membrane-associated protein Hem
Exons: 3
Coding region: 181-3555 (1124 amino acids)
Biological process (GO): cortical actin cytoskeleton organization; cell morphogenesis; cell migration
Cellular component (GO): SCAR complex
Source: RefSeq, a predicted model, not a curated record
AUUAUAAAUUAAAAUUUUAAUUUUCAAAAUAUUUAUAAUUAUUAUAAACAAAUAAGAAAAAAGUAAAUAAAAUUAUAAAAUAAAGGUUUCAGUUAAAAUAAAAAUAAGUAACAUUCUGACAUUUCAUAUAAUAUUUUGUGGUACCAGAAUAUAAAAAAAUAAAAUUAUUAUUUUGAUGUAAUGAUGGCCAGAUCAAUAAACCCCAAUCAGCAAAAAAUUGCUGAAAAACUUAUAAUAUUAAAUGAUCGAGGUGUUGGUAUAUUAACUAGAAUAUAUAAUAUUAAAAAAGCUUGCGGAGAUACAAAAUCUAAACCAGGAUUUUUAUCCGAGAAAACAUUGGAAUCUUCAAUAAAAUUUAUAAUUAAAAAAUUCCCCAAUGUUGAUGUAAAGGGAUUGAGUGCGAUUACUAAUAUAAAGAAUGAAAUCAUCAAAUCGCUGUCAUUGUAUUAUUAUACAUUUGUAGACCUAUUAGAUUUUAAGGAUAAUGUUUGUGAAUUGCUUACAACAAUGGAUGCUUGCCAAAUUCAUUUGGAUUUGACUUUAAAUUAUGAGUUGACUAAAAAUUAUUUAGAUUUAGUUGUUACUUAUGUAUCUUUAAUGAUUCUGUUAUCAAGAGUUGAAGAUCGUAAAGCAGUCUUAGGGCUUUUUAAUGCAGCAUAUGAGUUACAAAAUAAUCAAACAGAUCAAAGUUUUCCACGUCUUGGACAAAUGAUAAUUGAUUAUGAUGUCCCAUUGAAAAAGCUUUCUGAAGAAUUUAUUCCGCAUCAACGCCUUUUAUCGAAUGCUAUUAAAUCAUUGCUGGCAGUACAUCCUUUUAGAAAUUUGACAGCGGAUAAAUGGAGAGAUACGCAAAAGCUAAGCUUAGUUGGAAAUCCUGCAACAUUAUUAAAAGCAACUAAAACUGAUAUAAUGUCUUGUGAAUACAUUUCACUGGAAAGUUUAGAUAGAUGGAUAAUAUUCGGUUUAUUGUUAAAUCAUCAAAUGCUUGGCCAAUUACCAGAAAUUACAAAAAUGUGGCUAUCAGCUUUAGAAUGUAACUGGGUUAUAGCCCUAUUUCGUGAUGAAGUAAUUCAUAUUCAUCAGUAUAUACAUAACACUUUUGAUGGUAUAAAGGGUUAUGGGAAAAGAAUAUCUGAAGUAAAAGAAGCUCAUAAUAUAGCUAUACAGAAGGCUUCUUUAAUUCAUAGAGAAAGGAGAAAGUUUUUAAGAACAGCUUUAAAAGAAUUAGCAAUAAUUUUAACUGAUCAGCCAGGUCUUUUGGGUCCUAAGGCUUUGGUUAUAUUUAUUGGUUUAUGCUACGCCCGUGACGAAAUUUUAUGGCUUCUAAGACAUAAUGAUAAUCCUCCACUUGCUAAAGGAAAAGGCAAAGCCUCAGAAGAUUUAGUAGACCGGCAGCUGCCAGAGCUUUUAUUUCAUAUGGAAGAGUUAAGAGCUUUGGUUCGCAAGUACAGCCAAGUUAUGCAAAGAUAUUACGUGCAAUAUUUAUCUGGUUUUGAUACAAUUGAUUUAGGUCAAAGAAUGCAAAGUCUACAAAUAUGCCCAGAUGAUGAAAGUGUUAUUUUGUCCUCCCUAUAUAAUACAUCUUCUAAUUUGACAGUGAAACAAGUGGAAGAUAACGAAAUUUUUGACUUCAGACCAUUUAGAUUAGACUGGUUCAGACUUCAAACGUUUAUGAGUGUUGGGAAGGCAGCUAUAAAAAUCACUGAACAUGUGGAAAUGGCACGACUAUUGGACUCAAUGGUAUUUCAUACAAGAGUUGUUGAUAAUUUGGACGAAAUAUUAGUUGAAACUUCAGAUCUAUCAAUUUUUUGUUUCUAUAGUAAAAUGUUUGAAGAUCAGUUUCAUAUGUGUUUGGAAUUUCCAGCACAAAACCGUUAUAUAAUUGCUUUUCCUCUGAUAUGCAGUCAUUUUCAAAAUUGUACGCAUGAAAUGUGCCCAGAAGAGCGUCAUCAUAUUCGCGAACGUUCUCUCUCUGUAGUAAAUAUGUUUUUGGAAGAAAUGGCUAAAGAAGCGAAAAAUAUUAUAACAACAAUAUGUGAAGAACAGGGAAUAAUGGCAGAUGCUCUGUUACCUAAACAUUGUGCUAAAAUACUUUCUGUACAAGCUUCCCGCAAGAAAAAAGAUAAAAAUAAAAAGCAAAUAGAUGACAUCAGAAAACCUGGAGAUGAGAGCUACAGAAAAACCAGAGAAGAUUUAACUACAAUGGACAAGCUGCAUAUGGCAUUGACAGAACUUUGUUUUGCCAUUAACUAUUGCCCAACAGUAAAUGUGUGGGAGUUUGCAUUUGCUCCAAGAGAGUAUUUAUGUCAACAUCUAGAAAAUCGAUUUUCAAGGGCUCUUGUGGGAAUGGUAAUGUUUAAUCCAGAAACAAUGGAAAUUGCAAAACCAUCUGAAUUACUAGCUUCAGUUCGAGCUUAUAUGAAUGUAUUACAAACUGUUGAAAAUUACGUUCACAUUGAUAUAACUCGAGUAUUUAAUAAUUGUCUAUUGCAACAAACCCAGUCUCAAGAUUCUCAUGGAGAAAAAACCAUUGCCGCUCAUUAUAAUUCAUGGUACUCUGAUGCUCUUCUUCGCCGUGUAAGUACUGGAAAUAUAGUUUUCUCGAAAAACCAAAAGGCGUUUGUUCAUAUUACUACAGAUGGCUGCGUCCCCUUUAAUCCUCAAGAAUUUUCUGAUUUAAAAGAAUUGCGAGCUUUAGUAGAGCUGGUCGGACCGUAUGGAAUAAAAAUUUUAAAUGAAAGUUUAAUGUGGCAUAUCGCUAAUCAAGUUCAAGAGCUCAAGAGACUGGUUGCUAUUAAUAAAGAUGUUCUUAUAACAUUGAGAACAAGCUUUGACAAGCCAGAAGUUAUGAAGGAUUAUUUUAAACGUUUGCAGCAGGUCGAUAACGUACUACAAAGAAUGACAAUAAUUGGGGUGAUCUUAUGUUUCAGAAAUUUAGUUCAUGAAGCAUUAGUCGAUGUAUUAGAGCAGCGCAUUCCGUUUUUAUUAAGUUCUAUCCGCGAUCUUCAAGAACAUUUGCCAGGUGGAGACCAAAUAAAAGUAGCAUCCGAAAUGGCUACGGCUGCGGGUUUACCUUGUAAAGUUGAUCCAACUUUGGCUAAUACCUUAAAAUCUCAAAAACCCGAAUUUGAUGAAGGUGAACACCUAAUUACCUGCUUGUUAAUGGUUUUUGUAGCGGUUUCAAUACCGAAAUUGGCAAGAAAUGAAGGUUCGUUUUAUCGAGCUUCAUUGGACGCUCAUUCAAAUAAUAUUCACUGCAUGGCAACAGCCAUAAACAGUAUUUUUGGAGCGCUGUUUACUAUAUGUGGGCAAAAUGACAUAGAAGACAGAAUGAAAGAAUUUUUGGCAUUAGCUAGUUCUUCAUUGUUACGGCUUGGGCAAGAAUCAGAUAAGGAGGCUACAAGAAAUCGAGAAUCUGUUUACUUGUUAUUAGAUGAAAUUGUUCAACAAUCUCCAUUUUUGACUAUGGAUUUAUUAGAAUCCUGUUUCCCAUAUGUUUUAAUAAGGAAUGCUUUCCAUGCAGUUUAUAAACAAGAACAAGCAUUAUAUAAUUAAUAAUUUUUUAUACGCUAUAUAAAAUUUAAUACCUAUAAUAAUAAUAAUAUAACUAUUUAAAGCACAAUAUAAGAUAUUUUAUAAGAUUUAAUAUUCAAAAUUAUAGUAAUAAAAUAAAUUUAAUCCCAAAGUAUUAAGCAAAA